This is a messenger RNA of Labrus mixtus (cuckoo wrasse), 1541 nucleotides long. RefSeq names its product RP9 pre-mRNA splicing factor (gene rp9). NCBI's taxonomy places the organism in Eukaryota, Metazoa, Chordata, Actinopteri, Labriformes, Labridae. Bases 159 to 836 code for a protein of 225 amino acids. The transcript has 6 exons. Gene Ontology annotation, biological process: RNA splicing. The record is from RefSeq and is a predicted model, not a curated record.
ACCCGGCUGCACAGGAAGUGCAGCAGCGACAGAGAAAUGCUUGCUAGUUAGCGGCUGGUUAGCUCGUUGAGCGUUGUGUUGAAAAUAGUUAACAUAUUAGCCUUAAAUACAACAUUAUAUAUGUUUUAUCGGCGGCUCAGUUUGUGGAUAUUAGGACAAUGUCGAGCAGAAAGCGAACAAAAGAGAAGGAGGAGCGACGAGAGCACAAGAGACACAAGACAUCCAAAGAGGAUUUUGAGAAACUCAAAACACACGCGAAAAAACUCAACCAAGAAGUCCAGAAACUUAAACACGUUGAGACAUUCUAUGAGAAACCUCCACCUGGAUACAUAAAGGAGCAUGAAGACAAACCAGAGGACUGUAUCCCUGCUGAACCAGGAAAUGAACAGGCCAGGAGCUUCCUGGCCCACGCCCCCACCAGGGGGCUGUGGAUGCCUCUGGGAAAGGAGGUGAAGGUGAUGCAGUGUUGGAGGUGUAAACGCUAUGGCCACAGGACGGGAGACAAGGAGUGUCCCUUCUUCAUCAAAGGCAACCAGAAACUGGAACAGUUCAGGGUGGCUCAUGAAGACCCAAUGUACGACAUCAUUCGGGAAAACAAAAGGAAUGAAAAAGAAACAAGGAUCCAGCAGCUGCAGCAGCUACUUCAGGACACCACCUCCUCUGAUUCUGACAGCUCCUCCUCUUCUUCCUCCUCCUCCUCCUCGUCCUCCUCUGACCACCAUCGCAGCAAGAAAAGGAAGAAGAGGAAGGACAGAAAGAAGAAAGAGAAAAAGAAGAGGAAAAGUAAACGAAAGCACAAGUCAUCCAAAACCAGCGACUGCUCGGACUCAGACUGAGUGUUUGGAACGUUCUGGUAUCUGUUCUUGUACACUACGUGAUCAAAGCGUAGGAGCAGACAGGGAAUGAAGGAGAACUUACACAGCAGUGAUGUGUGUUCUGCAGAGUAAAGAGUGCACUCUAAAGACGUUUUAAGGCUUUUUCUCUGCAGGUUGAAACCCUCAAACUGUAAAUCCAGCGUGCAUGACUUCUCCCCGGGCUGACGGCUCGCAUUAACAUCCUCUCCGUUAGCCACACAGUACAGGGUCAUAUGGAAAGACUGCUUAAGUAAGUGUGUGUGCCACGGUGCAUAUGUGUGUCAAAAAGCAUUAGUUGCAUGGGUAAUGAAUCUCUAGCAAUAUGAAAUGAGCCUGCUGCUGUAAGAGAUAAUGUUCUGUAAUACGAAAGCAUGUCAGCUAAUACUGUUAGUUAUUAAGAGAUUGUAUUUCCCACCACAUUUUCAUUUUUUUUACCCCCGCUGCAUUUAGAUACUUUGAUUGUAGAGUGUGUUAAACGCAGAACGGUGGAGUACAGUUAGACUUUGUUUUCCACACAAGCCUGAAUGUUUGAAUGCACGUGACUGUACGUAAAUAUUUGGAAUUAUUUGAGGUUGGAAUAUGCUUAUUUGCUCUGAAGAAAAACAACCCACAGAGGAUGGGGAAAGAAUGUAAAUGAAUGUGUUCCCUCAUUUUGAGAAUAAAGAUGGCUCUUUUCUCCCCUGUUUA